AGACUAUAUUUUUAUCUAAAUCUCUCCUUUUUGGAGGAACCCUUCACCUUCAUCCAACCAUGACCGCCUCUAUUGGAAGCAAAGUUUUUCCCAGAAAAUUAAGGAAAUUCUCAUGUGAAAACGCGUACUUCAAUUGUAUAUAAUAAUAAUAUAUAUACAUAUAACCCUAAAAUCGAGAUUCCAAAACCCACUCCAUUAAGCUUUCAAAAUACAAAGAAAAACUCGAAAUCUCAUCUUCCCCAAAAUAAUGGCUUUCAAGAGUUUCCCAAAGCUCUCCAUUCUUGCUGUUGUUGUUACCUUACUAUUAUCCCACCACCUAUAUGAAGUCUCCGCUGCUACCGGUGGUCGGAUGGGUGGCUCUUCUUUCUCUUCAGAGAGCCCGCCAUCACACCGUAAUGAUGAUGAUUAUCAUCAUUACGAUCAUCAUGAUCUUCAUCACCGUCACCAUCAUCAUUAUCAUCAUUCCCAGCCUGGUUUCCCGAGGAGCGUCGAUCAAGAGAGUGGACCUGCGUCGGCGGCUGUUUCUUAUUUAAUUUUAACCAUUUUCAUGGGAGUAGCUUCAGUUAUUGUAUAUAGUAGCACCGUGCAAAAUCGAACAAGUAUUCUUCAAGUUCAGGUUGGCUUGUCUGCGAAAGCCCGUUCAUUGCAAAAGGAACUCACCGAAAUUGCCUCCACAACGGACACUUCUACUGCAAAGGGCUGGAACAUCAUAUUAGAAGAAACUGUAUCAUCAUUGCUUCACCAUCCACAUUGCUAUCUUCAUGGCUAUUCAUCUGUAACUCAUCAUUGGACUAUUGGAAGUGCUGAACAGCAAUUUCAACGGCUUUCCAAGGAAGAACGCCUUAAAUUUGAUGUAGAGACACUGGUAAACGUCAACAACAUUAAAAGGCAAAGAGCAGUUGUUCUGAAUGGCGACAAAGGUGACAAGGACCGGAUAGUGGUAACAGUUCUGGUGGCAGCUCAAGGUGCACACAAACUGCCUACUAUCAACACCACCGACAAUGUGAAGGAAGCCUUGCAAUAUUUGGCAGAUAUCAGCUCUAGCAAAAUUAAGGGUGUAGAGGUGCUAUGGAGCCCACAAGAUGAAACUGAUUCAUUGUCGGUUGAAGAAUUACUUGAAAAUUACCCACAGAUGAGGAGAAUAUGAUUGCUGUAAAUCUCUCCAAAUUUUGAUAUUUAUUGAUUUCCAUUUCAAUAUACAAUGUAAUACUUCUAGUGCAAAUACUUAUCAAGUCUUGUAUGGUUAUAA
Molecule: messenger RNA, 1249 nt
Organism: Gossypium arboreum
Lineage: Eukaryota; Viridiplantae; Streptophyta; Magnoliopsida; Malvales; Malvaceae
Exons: 6
Coding region: 248-1147 (299 amino acids)
Cellular component (GO): chloroplast
Source: RefSeq, a predicted model, not a curated record